This is a messenger RNA of Sinocyclocheilus grahami, 2264 nucleotides long. Its product is annotated as vacuolar protein sorting-associated protein 53 homolog. The transcript is spliced from 18 exons. The coding region runs from base 71 to 2110 and encodes 679 amino acids. Lineage: Eukaryota; Metazoa; Chordata; Actinopteri; Cypriniformes; Cyprinidae. Gene Ontology annotation, cellular component: GARP complex. The record is from RefSeq and is a predicted model, not a curated record. Gene Ontology annotation, biological process: retrograde transport, endosome to Golgi.
GGAUAUCAAGCAGCUGGACCACGCAAAGCGUCACCUGACCACUUCUAUAACCACCCUCAAUCACCUGCACAUGCUGGCUGGCGGUGUGGACUCUCUUGAAGCUAUGACUCGAAAGAGGCAAUAUGGGGAGGUGGCCAAUCUCCUUCAGGGUGUAGUCAACGUGCUCGAGCACUUCCAGAAGUACAUGGGCAUCCCCCAGAUACGUCAGCUCUCAGAAAGAGUUAAAGCUGCACAGAGCGAGCUUGGCACGCAGAUACUGGCCGACUUCGAAGAGACUUUUCCUGCCCAGGGGUCAAAGAAAUCUGGAGGUCCUAGCAUUGUUCUCAGAGAUGCCUGCUUGGUGGCAAAUGUCCUGGAUCCUCGAAUUAAGCAGGAGAUCAUCAAAAAGUUCAUCAGGCAGCACCUUUCAGAAUACCUAGUGCUCUUCCAAGAAAACCAGGACGUGGCGUGGCUCGACAAGAUAGACCGGCGCUAUGCGUGGAUCAAGCGUCAGCUUGUGGACUAUGAAGAAAAGUAUGGGCGAAUGUUUCCUGAGGAGUGGUGCAUGACCGAACGCAUCGCUGUAGAGUUCUGUCAUAUCACCAGAACCGAGCUGGCCAAGCUGAUGCGAACCCGUGCCAGGGAGAUCGAGGUCAAGCUUUUGCUCUUUGCUAUUCAGAGGACCACCAAUUUCGAAGGACUGCUGGCUAAACGCUUCUCGGGCUGCACCUUAAACAACGGGCCUGGGCAGAAAAAACCUGAGACUCCUCUAGAACCAACAAACCCCUUUUUGGAAGACGAGUCAGGAGAGGACAACGUAUCAGAAAAGGAUGAAGAUUUGGAUAGACCAAAGAAGCCUAAGGCUCCAGACAACCCCUUCCAUGGCAUUGUGUCCAAGUGCUUUGAGCCUCAUCUCUACGUUUACAUCGAGUCGCAGGAUAAAAAUCUUGGCGAGCUGAUCGACCGUUUUGUUGCUGAUUUCCGGGCACAGGGUCCCCCUAAAUCAGGUACAGAUGAGGGAGGUGCUGUGCUGCCCAGCUGUGCAGAUCUCUUCGUGUACUACAAGAAGUGUAUGGUCCAGUGCUCGCAGCUGAGCACCGGAGAACCCAUGAUUGCUUUGACCACCAUCUUCCAGAAAUAUCUACGCGAAUAUGCCUGGAAGAUCCUCUCUGGGAACCUACCAAAGACCAGCACCAAUAGUGGUGGUCUGACCAUCAGCAGCUUGCUGAAGGAAAAAGAGGGAUCAGAAGUGGCCAAGUUCACAAUGGAAGAGUUGUGUCUUAUUUGCAGCAUCUUAAGCACGGCUGAAUACUGCCUGGCUACCACACAGCAGUUGGAGGAGAAGCUCAAGGAGAAGGUGGACAAGUCCCUAAUGGAGAGAAUCAACUUAACUGGGGAGAUGGACACCUUUAGCACGGUUAUCUCAAACAGUAUCCAGCUCUUGGUUCAGGACCUAGAUGCUGCAUGUGAUCCAGCCCUCACAGCUAUGAGCAAGAUGCCGUGGCAGAGUGUGGAACAUGUGGGAGACCAAAGCCCGUAUGUGACCUCUGUAAUCAUGCACAUCAAACAAAAUGUGCCCAUCAUUAGAGACAAAUUGGCCUCCACCCGGAAAUACUUCACCCAGUUCUGCAUUAAGUUCACCAACUCCUUCAUUCCAAAGUUCAUCAACCACCUGUUCAGGUGUAAGCCAAUCAGCAUGGUUGGAGCAGAGCAGUUACUCUUGGACACACAUUCCCUCAAGACCGUUCUUCUAGACCUCCCUUCCAUUGGCUCUCAAGUGGUCCGUAAAGCCCCGGCCAGCUACACCAAAAUAGUGGUUAAAGGAAUGACUCGAGCGGAGAUGAUCCUCAAGGUGGUCAUGGCCCCUCACGAGCCGUCCGUGGUCUUUGUGGACAACUACAUCAAGCUCCUUGCUGACAGCAAUCCUGAGACGUUCCAAAAGAUUCUAGAUAUGAAGGGCCUAAAACGGAGUGAGCAGAGCACCAUGCUGGAGCUUUUCAGGCAGAGGUUGCCUAAUCCGCCAUCAGGACCAGACGGUGGCCCAUCAUUGUCCUUCAGUGCCCCCACCCCUGAACAAGAAUCUUCCCGUAUCCGCAAACUGGAAAAGCUCAUCAAAAAGAGGAUUCAGUAAAUCAGAAGGAACUUUAUACCCAUCAAUCUAAUAAUAUCAUGGUUUAACUUUGAGGCUUUCAUGACUUGCAUUACUAUGAGCUUUAUGAUUCAAGUCCUUUCCUGAACUUAAACACAUUACUGGCAUGUAUGAGUCAUUUUGCCCCCCCCCCCCC